AUGGCAGAUGUCGAAAUGAAAGAAGCAUCUGCUGCUUCGUCCAAAGGCAAGACAGUUGCCAAGGGGUCGGACGGCGCUACAGAUGGCAAAAAAAUGACGCUGAGACUCGAAUAUAGUGGAAUGCCGUUGCCCUCUGGGCCUGGGAUAUCGUUGUCGACAACUGUGCCAUCUGCCGUAACCAUAUUAUGGAUCUGUGGGAAAGGUAUCGAAUGUCAAGCGAACCAAGGAUCAUCAACCACAGAGGAGUGCACUGUCGCCUGGGGUAUCUGUAAUCAUGCAUUUCACUUCCACUGUAUCUCGCGCUGGCUGAAGACCCGCCAGGUCUGCCCGCUUGAUAACCGGGACUGGGAAUUCCAGAAGUAUGGACGGUAA
Molecule: messenger RNA, 372 nt
Organism: Penicillium macrosclerotiorum
Lineage: Eukaryota; Fungi; Ascomycota; Eurotiomycetes; Eurotiales; Aspergillaceae
Product: SCF ubiquitin ligase complex subunit HRT1
Exons: 4
Coding region: 1-372 (123 amino acids)
Biological process (GO): protein ubiquitination; ubiquitin-dependent protein catabolic process
Cellular component (GO): cullin-RING ubiquitin ligase complex; nucleus
Molecular function (GO): zinc ion binding; cullin family protein binding; ubiquitin protein ligase activity
Source: RefSeq, a predicted model, not a curated record